This is a messenger RNA of Mya arenaria, 465 nucleotides long. RefSeq lists its product as uncharacterized. The transcript has 4 exons. The record is from RefSeq and is a predicted model, not a curated record. The coding region runs from base 1 to 465 and encodes 154 amino acids. Lineage: Eukaryota; Metazoa; Mollusca; Bivalvia; Myida; Myidae.
AUGAGAUUUCCAAUUGAGAGCGAACGUCGCAAGACGACUUUAGGUCUAGAAAGCAAUCUCUUUGUGGAUGAAUUACAGUGCCGGGGCCUGAUUGUGCACGAGAGCGCCCAUCAGAUCGUCCAUGAACGGCCAAUGUGUCCGUCACCAGAGUCGAGUCUUAUUGACUCUGCCACGUACAGCGGGCAGGUGUGCUCGGCAGACGGAGACUGUCCUGGCAGCAUGUGCUGCGUAUUUCACCCAGACAACCGGGGACAAGAGUCCACAGGGUACUGCCGAAACUUCAAACAGCUCAACGAUAAUGUUGGGGGCGCGCUGCAUGACUUUGGAUGCCCGUGUGGUGAAGGCUUAGAGUGCCGCGGGCUGUCCAUCCAUCAUUCCACUGUUAACGGACGUGGCCAUAUAGAAACACACUUAAACCCGGUCUGCCAGACACCCGUCACCACUACCGCUUCAUCAGGAGGCUAG